AUGGUAAAUUCAACUUUAAAUUAUUUCAUUCUUGGAACUUACAUCCAGGUAGGGCCUUUAAGAUAUUUGUAUUUCCUGUUAACUUUAAUGUUAUACAUUGUCAUAGUCAUCAUCAACAUUGGUGUCAUUGUGGUUAUCUGCAUGAACAGAAGCUUACAUGAACCCAUGUACCUUUUCCUCUGCAGCCUGUUUGUAAAUGAGCUGUUUGGUAGUACAGGGCUGUUUCCAUUCCUCCUGGUUCAGAUCCUCUCAGACAUUCACACUGUUUCUGCUCCACUUUGUUUCCUGCAGAUUUUCUGUUUGUACACUUAUGCAAAUAUAGAGUUUUCUAACUUGGCCGUCAUGUCUUAUGACAGAUAUCUUGCCAUCUGUUGUCCUCUACAAUAUAACACACGUAUGACAUUUAACAAGGUGGUUACCUUUAUUGCGGUAAUAUGGUUUUAUUCUUUUGUGAAGUUCUUAAUUACUUUAUCUUUAAACAUCCGUUUGAAUUUUUGUGGAAACAUCAUUAACAGUCUGAUUUGCAGUAACUACCUUGUUGUUAAGUUGGCGUGUUCUGACACUCAAGUGAACAACAUUUACGGACUUUUUGGUGUGGUUCUCUCUAUUUUAGUCCCCCUGGUUCCAAUCCUUUUCUCCUACAUGAGGAUCCUGAAGGUUUGUUUCUCUGGUUCUAAACAGACCAGACAGAAAGCCGUCAGUACCUGCUCACCUCACCUCGCUUCUCUGCUCAACUUCUCCUUUGGCUGCUGCUUUGAAAUCAUUCAGAGUAGGUUUGAUAUGAGCAGUGUACCGGGAGGGCUGCGUAUCGUCCUCUCUCUGUAUUUUCUCAUCAUACAGCCUCUUUUGAAUCCCAUCAUGUUUGGAUUGCAAAUGUCACAGAUACGAAAUACAUGUAAACAUGUCCUAUUGACUUGUUACAGAGAUACUGUAUAGAUAAAAUCUGAAAAGUUUCAGUCUACAUCUUUUUCUAAAGUGUUGUAGCCUGUUGUUUCUGCUUCCAUAUUAUAUUAUGUGAACUAAAAUAAUUCAAUGAAUUUUUAAUGCAUAGAAACCGUUACGUGAGCUUAAAGACGACUCAGUGGGGAGAUACGGAAUACAUGUAAACAUGUCCUAUGUCAUACAAGGUUGAAUUGUUGCAGA
Messenger RNA from Pungitius pungitius (ninespine stickleback), 1143 nucleotides. Its product is annotated as olfactory receptor 2A14-like. NCBI's taxonomy places the organism in Eukaryota, Metazoa, Chordata, Actinopteri, Perciformes, Gasterosteidae. Gene Ontology annotation, cellular component: membrane. Bases 1 to 936 code for a protein of 311 amino acids. Gene Ontology annotation, molecular function: odorant binding; G protein-coupled receptor activity; olfactory receptor activity. The transcript has a single exon. Gene Ontology annotation, biological process: detection of chemical stimulus involved in sensory perception of smell; G protein-coupled receptor signaling pathway. The record is from RefSeq and is a predicted model, not a curated record.